UAUAUCAACCAAGAAGAAGACUGCCACCAGCAUCAGAUUUCUGUGUGAGAGUGAGAGAGAGAGAGAGAGAGAGAGAGGCACUCCUUUAGCAGAGAGAGAGAGAGAGAGAGUCCAGAGAGCUUUGGAGCAUUGAAAGAAGAAAGAAGAAUCGCUGCUGCUGCUGGCCAGAUUUCAACACUCCACAACCAAAAACAAAGUGAAUACUUUCCCUUGAAAAAAGUUAGAAAACCCAUGGCCAUGGACGGGAUAACGUUUGGACGCACCUCGCUCUUCUUGUGCACCUUGCUGCAGCUCUGGGCAUUCCAAGUUUGCAGCGGGGCUGUGACCGUGAAUGUGGCUCCUAAAGUGGAGGUGUUGAAAGGAGGGACUGCCCAACUGCCCUGCACUGCCUCUGUCACACCAGAAUCAAACAACACCGUUGUUGAGUGGUACAUUGAGGAGCAUGGAACCAGGAAGCGCGUUGUUUUCUCCCAGGGCGGCGAGAGAACAAGCGACGUAGACACCACUAUGACUGCACGGGUCACUUUCGGAGAUGACUUUACCUUGACCAUCUCCUCAGUUCAACCCUCCGAUGAGCUUGUCUUCGUCUGCCAGGCCAGCGCCGGCCUUGCCGGGGUUGGCGAGGGCUCCACUAUGCUCAAAGUCUUCUUUGCUCCGGAGAAGCCAGAAAUCACGAAGCCGUCAAGUCAGGCUAUUUCUGUCGGAGUGACUACCAGCUCUGAGAUUGGUUCCUGUAUGUCGAUGAACGGACAUCCCCAGCCAAGAAUUAUCUGGUUCAAAGAUGACCAGCCCCUACCUGAGGUCAAGGACAGGACAGAGAAGACAUAUAUGAAAUCCUCGGUGGUGAAAGAGGCCUCUGGUCUUUACACCAUCAAGAGCACCCUGUACAUGCAGCCCAAAAAGCCCGACAAGGACUCUGUGUUCCAGUGCAUGGUGGAGUACAGCAUGCCAGAAGACCAGAACAAACAGAAGAAGUCCAACACAUUCACCAUCAACCUCAACUAUCCCUCUGAGGAAGCGACCUUUACCCUACUCAACGCUGAUCCAGUCAAAGAGGGCGACACUGUUACCAUGAAGUGUGUGACUGAUGGAAACCCUCAGCCUGAAUUUGACUUCUCUAAGGACGGUGAAUUCCUCACUGCUCAGAGUGGUCUCCUGAAGCUGAAAUCUGUCAAGCGCACAGACAGCGGCGUGUACAUGUGCAAAGCCACAGAUUUUGAUAACCUGGAUGCUGACCUGAGUGGAACAAUCACCCUCACCGUCAACUACAUCGACCCAGUGAGCGUGGUCCCCGCCCAACCUCAGGUCGUCAUGCUUGGAGACAAGGUGGAGUGGCAGUGUAAGACCAAGGCCUCUGCUACGCACACUGUUCAGUGGAAAAAGGGCUCUGAGGUUCUCUCACAGGACGGCAUGCUGUCAAUACUAGACGUCUCCUAUGACAAAGCUGGAGAGUACAUGUGUGUCGGAGCCAUGCCAUCUGUGCCAGGACUGACAACCCGGACCAGUGUCAACCUCACUGUCAUAGGAAAGCCGAUGAUUGAGACUCCCGCCCUUGCAGAAGUGUCGAAGGAAGGAGACAUGGUGACUCUGAGGUGCGCAGCCUACGGCUCUCCUUCCCCUCAGUUCACCUGGAAGCCCACAGGAAAAGAGUCGGUAGCAUUGCACGGUAACAAGUGGGUGAGCUCCGUGACCCUACCAGCCACCGCCGAGAUCAUGAAUGACGGGGCUACCUGCGAGGUCUCCAACGAACAUGGAACAGAUAGCAAGAGAGUCCUGGUAUCUCUCAAAAGAGCAAUUGACAACUCGGCCGACAGAGUGCUGCUCUCUGGAAACCCUGUGCUUAAGUCAGCUGACAAGCAGCAGGGAGGCUCCAGCGGGGUGGUGAUAGCCGUGGUGGUGUGUGUCCUGCUGCUCCUGCUGCUGGUGGCUCUCAUCUACUUCCUGAACAAGAAGAGCAAGCUGCCCUGCAGCAAGAAGGACAAGAAGGAAGUGGCCAGUGGAGAGGUAAACAACGACAUCGUGGUGGAGAUGAAGACAGACAAGGCCAACGAAGAGGCCGGUCUCCUCAACAAGAGACCGUCUACAGAACAGUGAUGAAACGAGACAAUGAAAGUGACCAACGGAGGGACGAAGGGAAGGAGGAGAUCAGUCAUGAAGAGAACAGGGCUCAUUUUUAUUCACUACACAAGACUGUGGGGGAAACAAGAGGUGGAAUAUGGACAUGGGUUUGUUUUGGGGACCUUGGGAGGCACACCGUUGGUUAUGCUUGUUUUAUAAUCUGGAGUAGACCUCUUUGGAUGGAGUUUCUCCUCUUUUUUUUUUUUUUUUUUAGAGACUCCAUCCAUAUAUGCUACCACAGGUUUAAAACCAUACAUGUGACAUCACUGGAUGACAUUAUUAUCAUGGCUUCUUUUGAUUUUUCCUCACCAAUCACACCUCUGGUCGACUCCUCUGCAGAGUAGAGCUGAACAGCGAGGGCGUGGCCGACACAGUCCAAACACAGUGGCACAAUCUUUCUUAUCUACCCCAAAUGAAACACAAAAUGCCAUUAAGCCACUGUGAUUGUUUCUGGAGCGCGUGUCUGCAUGCGAAUGUAACACUGAACGCCUAUUCUGCCCUGGAGUCUGCACUUAAAUUCUGCUCUCUCUCUGCUGGGUAUAUUGGGAAAAGUUAUCGUGGGUUCUGUUUUUAUUCACCUCAAUAACAAGUGAUGAUUUAUUCUCACAACAUUUAAUCCCUCAGCCCACACACGGCUGUAACAUUUCCGCUCAAAGAAGCUCUGUGUUUGCUUUAGUGCUGUUUGUUUAAUUGCAUUUUUGCCACCUGUGAAUGUUUGUGUGUUUUUUUCCCCUCCAAUAUCCCUAAUUAGCUUUCCGUAGAAGCAGCCCAGGCAUUUAAUAACGCCAAUGCUUUCUCUUAAAUUGCUCGCCUUUUAAAAAUCCAGUUACAAAGCCACCAAACAAGCAAGCUAUUAGGUUGUACAAAUUUGUUCUUGCCAUUGCCCGCAUACUUGUAUAUUAUGUUAGUACAUCAAUUGUUCACUUAGCUCUCCUGUUUUCUCUGUAAAUUCAAAUACUACUAUUACCCUGUAUAUUAAGCAGGAGGUGAACUGUGCAUGAUUUGGAAGUUCAAAGUGUCUAUGAUGACUAAGCCGCUGGCCCGGGACCGUAAUUGCUACCAUUUCUGCUCAAUUAUCAUCAGCUUUCACUGUAAAAUUGGUGGAAUUUGGCGAAAUGGUCGACAAUCUCAAACUGUGGCCUGCCGUGUUGUCGUUUUUCCCCCCGUGACAACAAAAUGGGACUGUCAGGGGGCUGCGGCGCUGUAGUCACAGAUUCACCUGUUAGGAGAAAUCACUGGCGCAGGGUCACUCUAGUUGGAUACGAGCGGGGAAGGGAAGGGAAGGGGAGGGGAGGGUGUGGGAGGGAUGGCGGGUUGUUGCUGGAGUAUGUGAUGUACCUUUUAUUUUUACCAAAUGGAGGAGUUUUUGAGUGUCACAGCAGGAGUGUUUCUAUGUUUAGGUACUGGCAUUUCUGUUCCUCCCCUACACUGUCGGCAGGCCAUAGAGGUUUGAUAGCGGGUUGACGUGCCCUUUUUACUUUGUUGUACACUGGAACCAAUGGCCUUGAUCUUUAAAAGAAUGCCACCUCAAACCACUGUCGUUUUUAUUUUGUAAUGUCUGCCUACUGAUCUUGCCAUGUUGACUGUUAGCAAACCUGUGAUGGCAGGCGAAGAUAGAUAUCUUUUUUUAUUUUUUAAUGUUUUAUAUAAAAAUAUUGUGGUAUAAAAACUUGUUUUUUUUAGAAAGGGGGAUUCUUCAUUUUGGAACUACUGAGUUUUCAUUUUUCCCAUGCUUUUCCACUCGCUCUGAGAGAAGAGAGAAAUGUGUUUUUUUUUUAUUUAGGAGAUAUUCUCAGUGCUUUACUUCUCUCUCUCUCUCUCUCUCUCUGUACUGUAUACUGUAUAUUUUGUGGUACGCUGUUGUGACCUCUGUGGUGUGUUGAUGUAUCUUUUUAUUUUGUUCCAGCUGUGUAGAAUUUAUAAUGAAACAAAACCCAAGAAAACAAAUCACAACACUGUAUUCUUCUGUGUUUUUAUUCCCAUCUCUGCAACAGGCAAUUUGCAAAAGCUGUUGUUUGUAUUGUUUUUUUUAUCACAAAUGGGACUAAAUGAGUUUUGAACUUCA
This is a messenger RNA of Sebastes umbrosus (honeycomb rockfish), 4183 nucleotides long. It is a transcript of the gene bcam, whose product is annotated as basal cell adhesion molecule (Lutheran blood group). Lineage: Eukaryota; Metazoa; Chordata; Actinopteri; Perciformes; Sebastidae. Gene Ontology annotation, cellular component: plasma membrane. Bases 232 to 2094 code for a protein of 620 amino acids. The record is from RefSeq and is a predicted model, not a curated record. The transcript is spliced from 17 exons.